AUGUCAACCAUCCCUGGCUCCAACAGAUCGCGCUCUCCUUCGCUUUCGGAUUCCGAAGACGGUGAUGGAAAUGGCGUCAUCGAAUGUAGGAAACCAAAUCAAGCUGCCAUUGAGGGAUUCCGUUUGUUUUGCAACACAAGGAAACCUAUGGCACAACUAUGUCGUGCUCUCACCGUUGAUUACGAAUUGGUCAACGAUCCCUGGUAUAAUGGCCCAGAUAAAUUGAGCUUUGGCUUCGGGGUCACAUCGGACACCUUGAUUCAGUAUGCACUGGAGAAGAAACUGGUCGAUCCUCGCAAGCUGACGGAGGGCGAUCCAGAAUUUAUCGGCUAUGAGCGCUGCCUCGCCAUCGAUAGAGUGGUCGAACACCUAGAGCAUGUCACUGGGGCUCCCAGGCUCUAUAUCCGCUUCCCCACGUCUCCCGAUUACGAAUAUAUGGUCUCUCUGUACGACAACUACUCGAAGCGGGUCGAUGAGAUGGAUGAGGACGACGAAAGGGAAGUUCUCGACAUACUAAGGAAAGAGUUGAACAUCUCAGACGACGUGCCGGCGAUGUGGUGGUUCGAAAUGGAGGGCUGA
This is a messenger RNA of Stereum hirsutum FP-91666 SS1, 579 nucleotides long. RefSeq lists its product as uncharacterized. The record is from RefSeq and is a predicted model, not a curated record. The coding region runs from base 1 to 579 and encodes 192 amino acids. The transcript is spliced from 2 exons. NCBI's taxonomy places the organism in Eukaryota, Fungi, Basidiomycota, Agaricomycetes, Russulales, Stereaceae.